UAUUUGCUUAAUGGCUAAGAAAUUCAAUUAUGGUCACCCACUUAUCCCAAAUAAAAAUAUUCCUUAUUACCCAAAAAGUAAUCAAUCCAAUGGCCAUGCUUAACUCUUCUUUUUAUUUAAAGUAGUUCGUCCCUUCUUGAAAGCUAGUUAUAAAGAAAGCUGUAGAAGAAAAGAAAAAUAUGCUGUGAGUGAUAGUUUCAAGGAAAAGCUAGUGAAGUAGGUAAGUGAAGAAAAAAUGUAUAGAUUUAGCAACACAGUGAUAGGUUUCUUGAAUCUAUUCACACUUUUAGCAUCAAUUCCAAUCAUAGGUGCUGGAUUGUGGAUGGCAAGGAGCAGUACAACAUGCGAGAAAUUCCUCCAAACACCACUGUUGUUCAUAGGUUUCAUAAUCCUCAUAGUUUCAUUGGCAGGUUUCAUAGGAGCUUGUUUCCAUGUUGCAUGGGCACUUUGGCUCUACCUGUUUGUCAUGUUGUUCCUCAUAGGGGCAUUGAUGGCGCUAACUGUGUUUGGUUUUGUGGUAACAAGCCCAGGUGGUGAAGUGGAUGUGCCUGGCAAAGUGUAUAAAGAGUAUGAUCUUCAGAACUACUCACCAUUGUUGAGGAAGAGGAUUAAGGAUCCUCAGUAUUGGGUCACUAUUAGGGCUUGUAUUUUGGGUUCCAAGACUUGUGCUACUGUUAUUACUUGGACACCCUAUGAUUAUCUUACCAAAGACUUGACUCCUAUCCAGUCAGGAUGUUGCAAGCCACCAACAAAAUGCAACUAUGGUUUGACAGCAAUAAAACAGGAGGUGGAUUGUUACCAUUGGAAAAAUGAUCCGAAUAUGCUGUGCUAUGAGUGUGAUUCUUGCAAGGCUGGAGUUCUUGAAGAUAUGAGAAGGGAUUGGCAAAAGAUCUCAGUUCUUAACAUUGUCAUGCUCGUCAUCCUCAUUGGAAUUUACUCCGUUGGUUGCUGUGCUUUCCAAAACACCAAGAGGGCUGAAUCAGAUUACCCGCAUGGUGAAAAUCGUAUGUAUAAAGUCCGACCCAGAUGGGAUUUCUACUGGUGGAGAUGGUGGCACGACAGGAGACAUCAGCUUUAUUAGACCGCACUUGACCCUUGCUCUUCGUUUGGUGCACAUCGUUCUGUAAAAGCAGCAUACCAUAAAAAAUGAUGCUGAUUAAUAGUCUCUUGUUUUCCUUCAAUUUAAACAAAUGUUACUACUAUCUAGGUUUUAUCCACACCUUGCUUUGAUUGCCUUUUCCAUACAAAGAAAAAUAUUUCACUACUUAAUUUCACAUACCAUCAAAAAUGAUGUUGAUUAA
Molecule: messenger RNA, 1301 nt
Organism: Capsicum annuum
Lineage: Eukaryota; Viridiplantae; Streptophyta; Magnoliopsida; Solanales; Solanaceae
Product: tetraspanin-6
Exons: 3
Coding region: 236-1081 (281 amino acids)
Biological process (GO): auxin-activated signaling pathway
Cellular component (GO): plasmodesma; plasma membrane
Source: RefSeq, a predicted model, not a curated record